Messenger RNA from Pisolithus orientalis, 579 nucleotides. RefSeq lists its product as uncharacterized. The transcript is spliced from 6 exons. NCBI's taxonomy places the organism in Eukaryota, Fungi, Basidiomycota, Agaricomycetes, Boletales, Pisolithaceae. The coding region runs from base 1 to 579 and encodes 192 amino acids. Gene Ontology annotation, molecular function: guanyl-nucleotide exchange factor activity. The record is from RefSeq and is a predicted model, not a curated record.
AUGGACUAUGUGAAAGAUCUGCAAAGUCUGAUGGAUAUGCUCGGCGAAGAUUCGACUUCGGUCAUAUUUCCAAAUAUCGCAGAUAUCCUUACGAACACGGCAUUCCUGUUUAUUCUGGAGGAGCGGCAGCGUGAACUCGGACUCUAUGUAGACCGAGUAGGAAACCUGUUAGAAACACACUUGCCUCGAUGCGAGUCCAAUGCUGGGAAAGUGUUGCAAUCGCUCAGGGAUACCAACCAAGAGUUGGCCGCUCAACUACGGUGCCUCUGGGAGAACCCUCGGCCAGGAAUCUCUACUUAUCUAGUUACCUUCUGGCACCAAUGCCUAACUCGGUAUCAUCUGCUCAUCCGACAAGUUCUGCAAUAUUCUGACCCACCUGCACCAACGCCCGACCUGUCUUCGGCACUGCAAUUGACGUCGUCUCUUCCCACAGCACAUGCGGAACGGGUGUCAAUAGGGCACAAGCUGGCGUGCGCGGUGCAUAUAUUGGAAGAGGUGAAUGAGACGAUACGAGAUCAGGAGAGUCGGGCGGGGUUUGGUGAGGUGAGCAACCAGCUAAGGAUAGGCAAGGAGCAAUAA